This is a messenger RNA of Nycticebus coucang (slow loris), 538 nucleotides long. RefSeq names its product izumo sperm-oocyte fusion 1 (gene IZUMO1). Gene Ontology annotation, cellular component: acrosomal membrane; plasma membrane. The coding region runs from base 36 to 530 and encodes 164 amino acids. The record is from RefSeq and is a predicted model, not a curated record. The transcript has 3 exons. Gene Ontology annotation, molecular function: signaling receptor binding; protein binding involved in heterotypic cell-cell adhesion. NCBI's taxonomy places the organism in Eukaryota, Metazoa, Chordata, Mammalia, Primates, Lorisidae. Gene Ontology annotation, biological process: fusion of sperm to egg plasma membrane involved in single fertilization; heterotypic cell-cell adhesion; sperm-egg recognition.
UGUCCGACGGAAAAGAGCCCACCCUGACCAAACCCAUGGUGGGUGUAGAGGAUGCAGGCAAUUACCGCUGCGAGUUGGGCUUGGUGAAGUCCAGUCCAGCCACAAUCAUCCAUUUUCAUGUUACAGUGUUGCCCAAAAGGGCCCAGGAGGAGACACCAUCACCAACCACUGCAACAACCGCACAGGACACGAUGACCUCGCAGUCGUCCACACCCCUUCUGUCUCCGAAAUCCGAUAGUAUACUGAAAGACCGCCUUGCAGGGCUGCUGAUGUGGAUCUCGCUGGUGCUGAUAGUUUGCCUCGUCUUAGCCAUGUGUUGUCGAAAGAAGGUGAUAGAUUACAUAACACUUAAACUAUUCUGUACUGACCAAGAAGAGGAAAAGAAAUCCCAGGGUCCAUCUCGGGCUCCAUCUCGGGCUCCAUCUCGGGCUGCAUCUCAGGGUCCAUCUCAGGUUUCAUCCAGGGUUCCAUCCCAGGUUUCUUCAUCCCAGGUUCCAACGAGAACAUCCUCAGACUUAAGGAGCGAAUAAAGAUUCAU